Molecule: messenger RNA, 926 nt
Organism: Sarcophilus harrisii (Tasmanian devil)
Lineage: Eukaryota; Metazoa; Chordata; Mammalia; Dasyuromorphia; Dasyuridae
Gene: SMIM30
Product: small integral membrane protein 30
Exons: 1
Coding region: 46-231 (61 amino acids)
Source: RefSeq, a predicted model, not a curated record
AUCUAGCCUUGAGUAUUUUCCUUCAGCCCUCAAGAACCAGGCAACAUGGCCUCAAUGGGUGAUCUCUCCAAAGUAUUUCUGGUCCUCCUUUCACUGCUCUGUGUGCUGCCUGUGGUGGAAGCAGUAGAAGCUGGCGAUGGGAUAGCGCUUCUUCUGGGCAUGUUUCUCAGCCUUACAGGCAUUUGUGCCUGUUUGGGGAUAUAUGCCAGAAAGAGAAAUGGACAGAUGUGACUUGGGGCAGGGAUGGGGUCGCCCAAGUCAAACAUAACCCUGAAAACCUCUCUGUGUGAGAUUUCUAACUCAGAAAUCAGUUUCUUAAAUGUCAAGGUCCAGAUAGUAAGCAAAUGGUUAUUUUCUAAUCCUUGGAAGAAGUUGCCUUAAAAUGUAAAAAGGGAAGGAAGAAUCAUUUUAUUCAUGAUCAGUAUAAGCCUGGUGGUUCACCAACAUGAAAAUUGGUCAAUAACUUGCAAGGGCUUAAAGGAAGGGGUGGAGGGUACUAUCAAAGAAAUAAAAGAACUGUCAUUUAACCUGAAUGAUGUUCCUCGGCUUCUGGAGCAAUGAAGUUAUAGGAAAAAAGAACUGCCUGUUUAGAAUUGUUGGAUGUCAGAUAUUUUCUGUACUCUAAUAUUACGAAAAAUACUACCCAAAGAGGAUUUGAGACAUCCUUGUUCUGUAUUUAUAUCAAAGAAUUUAUCUAGUUUGUAACCCCAGUUAUAUACUACGGUUAAAUAUAAAAUUUACCUGGUAGCCAUUGGAAGCUUAAAAAAUUCUUCAUAAGGGAUUUGGAAACAUAUGUUAGUUACAUAUUUGCUGUUUAAAUAAAGGAAAGAUUUAAUGUCAUUAAAAAAACUUUUAUAUUGACUACUAAGCAUUUCUGGGAAACACGUUAAAAUAAACAUUAGACUGCUAUGCUAACAAAAUGAAUA